Sinocyclocheilus rhinocerous is the source of this 3291-nucleotide messenger RNA. It is a transcript of the gene tdrd5, whose product is annotated as tudor domain containing 5. Gene Ontology annotation, biological process: germ cell development. The record is from RefSeq and is a predicted model, not a curated record. Bases 309 to 3047 code for a protein of 912 amino acids. NCBI's taxonomy places the organism in Eukaryota, Metazoa, Chordata, Actinopteri, Cypriniformes, Cyprinidae. The transcript is spliced from 17 exons.
UAAAGUGCAGCGUCAGCACGAGGAGCUUGAUUGAAUGCUGAUGAAGCACGUGUCUCAGGAAGUUUGCUGCCUCUGCCCACACACACACAGACCCUUAAGAAAAACACACUUUCAUCUGCACUUCUACAUACACUCCUGUUUUAAAAAAAUCAAUCUCGGAGGAUAUUUUUGACGCUCUUUCCAUCGACGUAAUCGCGCUCGCGCUCGCGCACCUGUGAUGCAAAAUUACCAUUUUUUUAAAAACGUGGCCUGUCGCGUGAUCUCCACGGAACGACAGAACGCGUUCAUCUUGUACAUAAGCUGUCAAGAUGACCCAAGAUCAGCUCCUCACGGGUUUGAAGAAGGAUGUCCGCUCUCUUCUGGUCUCUGCUAAGCGUGGUUUGACCCCUGAGCAGCUCAAGAGAGACUACCACACCAUGCUGGGCUUCCCCAUGCCCCUCAGGUUACUGGGAUUCAGAAAUGUUUUGGAUAUGGUGAAGGAAAUGCCGGAUGUCGUGCACUUGGAAUACCACCUCGAUGGCAGCAUCGUUUUGAAAGCCAUUGUAGAUGAGAGCACCAAAGGCAUCCAAGAGCUGGUGGCUAAGCAACGUGACCCCAAAACCAAAACCAGCAUUCGGAGGGGAACACCAAGAAACUUCCACAUCUCUUACCCACGGAACCAGCCCGUUAUUCUCCCUCGCCGUGGCCAAUCAAAACCCGCUCUGCCCGCUCAACUGCGCAGCCAACUAAAACAGUUACUAUCUCAUGGGCCGGUCAGAUUAUCAGAGCUGGAGUCCAGGUAUAUGGGGCAGUUCGGAAAGCCGCUCAACAUCACGCAGUAUGGCUUCUACUCCAUUUCCGAGAUGCUGGCAGCUGCCACGGAUUUCGUAAUCAUGCAGCAGAGUCGCACAGGCUCGCAACUGCUGCUGAGGAAUGCCAUAAUGGCACAAAAUCAGUUCAAACAUCUGAUGACAAAUCUUUCUAAGCCAUUGGCACCUCCUUUGGUGGCAAAACAGAAGCCGGUCAGUCCUAAAACAACUUCGCCACUUGAGAGGAACAAGCAAGAUUCGCACUCCCCCCCUGCUGUUCCUAAACCGGAGCCUGUGAAGGCAGAGCACUCUUUUGAAGAAACUAUUUUUAAGCUUGAGGAGGAGCUCAGACAGCAGAUCCUUGAGAAGGGCACCGCUGGCACCGUCAGCCACAAGCUGAAAGAUAAGCUACGGAAGGUUGUAGCUGAAAAUGGCAAUGGGAUCUCCAUUCACAAUCUUCCCACAGAAUACAAGCGAAUGUAUGGUGAGGAGUUGCCGGUGAGCCAGUAUGGCUUUCUGAGCGUGACGGAAAUGGUUGGGGCUUUGAGUGACACAUUGUCCAUCCAAAAAGGUGCUGACGAAAGUGAAAACCAUUGGAUGGUUGUGGAGUUCAAACCAAAUGACAUACAACCCACUGAACCUGAAUUAUCCCCGGGUCACGGCACCACCUCCAGUCUGACGACUAAAUCCCAGAAUCCCUCCAGCAAAGCCUAUUACUUCAGCUGUGCCGAGUCUGCAUGGGAGCGCGAAGAGGUGGAGCAAUACACAGACACCCAAGAGUCCGAGGCUGAGCUCAGAAUCACCAAUAAAACCAUCCAUCAGAUGGCGGAUCUUUUCCCAGAGCUGGUAGUGAGUCGAGUUUCAGCGGUUCCUCCAGACGCAGUGUGCUGCCAGAAGCUGAAGCCCCCGGCUCGCAGGAGGGAGAGAGAGCUGGUGCCUGUCCUGGUGGAGCAGACGGAGUCUCCCAGCCACUUCUACAUCCGCUUCAGCCAGAACAAGGAGGCCAGAGCCCUAGAGAACAUGAUGAUUGAAAUGAGGAGCUGUUACUCCUACCCAGAUGUGACGGAGAGAUACCGGCUGCCUGAUGCGUAUGUGCGGCCGGGUCAGGUGUGCUGUGUGGCCCCCAGAGACAUGUGGUUCUACCGGGUAGUGAUCCACGAGCUGUUCAGUGAUACUGAAGUAAAGGUCUACUAUGUUGACUUCGGAGACAUCACAAAAGUGGAACGAAACAGCCUCCGGUUUCUCAAAGCUUGUUAUGCUGAUCUUCCAGCUCAGGCUGUCCCUGCAAUGUUAACUGGAGUUCGGCCCAUCACGAGCAUUUGGACUCAGAGUGCGAUCAGCGCUUUCCAGCGGAUGUGCUGUGAGCGCACUCUGGUGGCCGCCAUCCACAGCUACCAGGAGGACUUCCUGUUGCUCUUCCUGUGCGACACAAACACGGAGGAGGAUGUUUACAUUCACCUCGCCCUACAGAAAGAGGGCCACGCCCUUCCCUCCGUUACCGCUUUUGGAUUGGUGUCAGGGAAGUUCAACCCAGUGACGUCUUAUUUUGGAGAUGAUCAGCUUGAGGAAGUAAAGGAGUGUCUCUCACCAUCCACAUCUUUUCCAGAAACCCAGAUCUUCUUUCAGGGAAAUGGCUCUCUGAGCUCCUCUCAAACGGUUUCCAGCUCUGAAAAUGAAGAAACUAACUUUUCCUCCAUAAAUGUGGACUCAACCCUCGACAUUCCUGCCCUCGAGUUUAUAAAUGUUCCUGAUGUCAACACUGCGGCUAAAAGUGAGAAAGUAAAUCCGUCUGAGGCUCCGCAGGCUGAAGACUCAUUAUGCUGCAGUGAAUGGGAUCAGGGAUGGACAGCAGGAGACGAAACGGAUAAGACGAAACUAAAACCUGAAGUCAAGACCGAAGACGAAUUGAAACCUGAGACUGUGCCUACUCCUCUACCUGCCCAAGCAGCAGUAUGUGAACCGCGGAUGUGUGCAUCUCCAAUUGAACCAAAGACCAUCUCAACCACAUGCACCAGCCCUCACACCCCUGGCCCCAUCAGGAUCAACACCAGCUAUCCAGUUUUUCCAGGUGUACCCGUUAAUCUGGUCCAGCCCCAGCUCUCCCACUUUAUGAUGCAGUUAUUCGGCAGUCCAGUUCAUCUGGGACCAGUUCCAAACCCUCUGUUCCAGCACCACACAUCUCCGCUAGCUCUGAGACCAGCUGCGCGCCUGUCCGCCGGGGCAAACAUCCUACCAUGGCGAUCCAAUUACAUAGCUUGACCGGCCACAAGUGGUGCGUUUUGUACUUUUGUCAUGUUCAAUAACUUUUGUUCUUUCGUUUUUUUGGCUGCAACAUCCCAGAAAUAUAUCAAAUGAUAUAUAAGAAAAGCAGCAGAGGGCACGUAAAAGUGGAUACAUUUCUUAUUCUUUUUAGCGCAAUAUCUCUCCAGUAGCACGCUGUUCUUUAUUUUUAUGUAUUUGCAUGUACAGUGCUGAAGUUUUGUGUGUUUUUGUUUUUUCUCAA